Cavenderia fasciculata is the source of this 2805-nucleotide messenger RNA. RefSeq names its product putative protein serine/threonine kinase. The transcript is spliced from 8 exons. Gene Ontology annotation, molecular function: ATP binding; protein serine/threonine kinase activity; calcium ion binding. Gene Ontology annotation, cellular component: nucleus; cytoplasm. Gene Ontology annotation, biological process: signal transduction; peptidyl-serine phosphorylation. The record is from RefSeq and is a predicted model, not a curated record. NCBI's taxonomy places the organism in Eukaryota, Evosea, Eumycetozoa, Acytosteliales, Cavenderiaceae. The coding region runs from base 1 to 2805 and encodes 934 amino acids.
AUGCAAAGCGUUGGAUUUACUACAAACAGUUUGAUCAAAGGUAGAUGGACCAUUGUCAAAAAGAUUGGUCAAGGUGCUUUUGGUGAGAUCUACUCUGGCAAGAACAUCAUAAACAAUGAAUUGGUUGCUAUCAAGGUUGAAAAGAUUGAUACAAAGAAACAAGUACUAAAGUUGGAAGUUGCCGUUCUAAAAAAAUUACAAGCAUGUCCAUAUGUAUGUAGGUUCAUAACAUGUGGAAGACAUAACGAUUAUAACUAUAUGGUUAUGGAAUUAUUGGGUGACAACUUGUCUGAACUUCGAAGACGCCAAGUAGAUGGAAAGUUUUCAAUGACCACUACACUAAAGUUGGGUAUACAAAUGAUACAAUCACUUGAAGCUGUUCAUGAUUUAGGUUAUUUACAUAGGGAUGUCAAACCAUCAAAUUUUGCCAUUGGAUUAGGUCCCAAUAAAAGACAUAUUACUUAUUUGAUUGAUUUUGGUUUAGCAAGAAGAUAUGUUUUAUCUUCUGGAGAAGUCAGACCUGCAAGAGAUUCAACAGGAUUUAGAGGCACAGCUAGAUAUGCAUCAAUUAAUUCACAUCUAUCAAAAGACUUGGGCCGAAGAGAUGACCUUUGGUCCAUUUUUUAUGUAUUAAUAGAAUUUGCCGAAGGUCAAUUGCCAUGGCGUAAGCUCAAGGAUAAAGACCAAAUCGGUGAUAUGAAGGUCAAGUUGAAUACACCCGAUCUCGUUAAAGACUUGCCAAAUCAAUUUACAUUGUUUAUGAAACAUCUUAAAUCGCUAAACUAUGACGAUCGUCCCAACUAUGUAUAUUUACAAUCCCUACUCAAUGAGUGUUUUCUUGCACUCGGUGGUAAUGAUCAAACUUCUUUUGAUUGGGAACUUAAUAGUGGUGGAAAUCACAAUAAUGCAUCUCUCAAUCCUAUUACUUCUUCUGCUUCACAAUUACAAAAAAUACUUCCAUCACCAUCAACAAUAGAAGUUGAAGCAAGUAGAUCAAGAGGAGGAGGAGGGGAUAAUGAUAGUAGAGGUGGUGGAGCCAAUGGAUCAAAUAACAAAGGUCAUUUAAUGGAUAACGAUGCCGAUUCCAAUCCAGUACAAUUAAUGAGACGAGACAGUGCCAGUGCAUCGGUGAUUGCAGCAUCAUCUGAAGGAAAGGAAUCUGGAGGAGGAUCAUGGAAUCAAAAGAGCGAACCACAACAAAAACCAACAACCACCAAAAAACCAUUGAACCAAAGUGGACAUCACAACCAUCACCACAGCGAUGCUGAAGCUUCGACAAGCAAACAUCAACACAACGAAUCCUACAACAACACACCACAAUUACUAAAUACGAGUAACCAUAAUGUCAGCGGCGGAAGCAACAACAACAACAACAACAACAGCAGUCAACAACAACAACAUAAAUCAUCUCUUUCUCAUUCAAAGAAAUCAAAGUGUUGUGGAAGUAAAUGUAACAUUAUUUAUAAAUACAUUGUUGUUGGUCCAAAACCAUUGACCACUUCCUCUUCUUCUUCUUCUUCCUCCUCAUUCUCAUCUUCAACAACAACAUUUAAUUCUAAAAAGAUUAAUAACAACUAUUAUAAUAAUAAUCAAAAGAAGAAUAAUGAUUAUAAACAAAAUAAUAAGAACAACAACAACAACAAGCAAGAGUACUUUAAGAUUGGAGCAACAGCAGCAUUGACCACAGUAGCAUUGGGAGUAUCAUCAGCAUUGUACCUCAAAGAAUCAGACCAACAAGAAGUGGAAAAACAUCAACCAACAUUGAGAGAAAAGAUAAUUACCAACUAUCAGAAUCGUAUCAGAGAAUUUAGUACACCAGAAAAGAUAUUUGAGACGUUUGCAUCGAUAUCAAAGAAUGGUGAAAGCUUUAUGACUCUUGAUGACUUUGUAAGUGCCAUUCUACCACACCAAUUCAAAGCUCAAUCGACCAAGGGAACAAAGACCAAAGCAUUGAUCAACAAGAAUGCACCACUUCCACUGUCGUUCAAGAUGGCCGAUGUCGAUGGUGACGGUCUCAUUUCGUUUAGCGAGUUUAUCUUUUUCUCUACUCUCUUGUCGAUUCCACAGAAUAGUGCACGUAUUGCAUUCAAGAUUAUGGAUAUCAACCACGACAACUCUAUCGAUAUCCAAGAGUUUUCACGUAUGAUCAACAUCCUCAAAUCACAAUCCAACAUUGCCAAAAACUCUACCACCCAAAAGCCAAGCAUCGUUGCACAAGGUUGGUCCGAUCAACUGUUUGGAAAGAAUGGUGACAAGAAAAUGUCGGUCGAACAAUUCCAAAAGCUACUCGAUCAACUUCAUCGUGAUGUCCUCCAACUAGAGUUUGCCAUCUACGACCCAAACAACACUGGUUACAUCUCUCAACGUGACUUUGGAAACAUCAUUGCUCGUUAUGCCGAUGGUAAAAAGUUGGAUACCUAUCUUUCUCAAGUUCAAUCAUUACCUAGUACUAUUGAUUCUAAAAACAAAGGUAUUAGUUUUGGUCAAUUUGUUCAAUUUAAUGAAUUAUUAAACAAAUUAGAUGAUGUAGCAUUAUCAAUUGAUUUAUACAAAGGUAUUAAUCAAUCAUUCACAAAGAGUAAAUUCAAAUAUGUAUCAAAGAUGGUUUGUAAAUUCGAUCCGCCACAAGAAAUUGUAGAUAGUAUCUAUACAAUCUUUGAUACCGACAAGAAUGGUGAUCUAGAAAAACAAGAGUUUGUUGAUCUCAUGGAGAGAAGAAAGUAUAGAGGUCUAAACACAGAGAGAGAUACUGGAUUUGUAAACAAACUUAGAAAGAUUUAUCAAGUUAUUGUUGGUGAACUUUAA